AUGGAGUCACCACAUUACGAGAUCUCCUCAAGCUCUUCUUCUGAAAAACCUAGAGAGUACUUCCAACCCCUUGAUCUCUUCCCUAACCUCACGCAAAACCCUAGCAACAACCAUACCCUAGUUGAAUCUUUACCGCUCAUCGAUCGGAUAAACUUAAACUCAACCAUAGACCUGAACCCUAAACCAUCACAUGUUGAAGAAGGAGAGGAAGAAGGAGAAGGAAAAGAAGAAGAUGACGUUGAAGUGGACGUGAGCUUGCACAUCGGUCUUCCUGGUUCCGGUAAUCCGAGCAGCAAUGAGGCUAUACAGCCAAAGAAGAAAAAUGGGAAGGAGAUCGUCACUCAUGAUGCCGUAAAAGACAUCGAGAAUGAAGUUUCCGGUAAGGCAUACUGGAUUCCGGCGCCGGAGCAGAUUAUAAUAGGCUUCACUCAUUUUUCAUGUCAUGUAUGCCUCAAGACAUUCAAUCGCUACAACAAUCUUCAGAUGCACAUGUGGGGCCACGGUUCACAAUACCGGAAAGGGCCAGAGUCGCUCAAAGGGACACAGCCACGAGCCAUGCUAGGGAUCCCUUGUUACUGCUGCGUCGAAGGGUGCAGGAACCACAUUGACCAUCCUCGGUCCAAGCCGCUCAAAGACUUUCGAACGCUCCAAACGCACUACAAACGCAAACACGGCCAAAAACCUUUCUCGUGUCGCAUCUGCGGUAAGCUCUUGGCUGUCAAGGGCGAUUGGCGAACCCACGAGAAGAACUGUGGGAAACGCUGGGUUUGCGUUUGUGGUUCCGAUUUUAAACACAAACGCUCCCUUAAGGACCAUGUGAAAGCUUUUGGGCCUGGUCAUGGGCCUUAUCCGACCGGUUUGUUUGAUGAGCAGACCUCCAAUUCUUCUGUCUCCGAUACUUUGUUCUUUUAA
Molecule: messenger RNA, 912 nt
Organism: Microthlaspi erraticum
Lineage: Eukaryota; Viridiplantae; Streptophyta; Magnoliopsida; Brassicales; Brassicaceae
Source: the annotation of a GenBank genome assembly